This is a messenger RNA of Ostrea edulis (European flat oyster), 1444 nucleotides long. RefSeq lists its product as uncharacterized. Lineage: Eukaryota; Metazoa; Mollusca; Bivalvia; Ostreida; Ostreidae. The transcript has 6 exons. The coding region runs from base 87 to 923 and encodes 278 amino acids. The record is from RefSeq and is a predicted model, not a curated record.
GUACAUUGCUUCACGUACACACGCACAUUCGGCUUACAGUAAGCUUUUUUACAGAGGAGAAUGACUUGUACAGGUCAGGAAGACAAAUGAUGGUUUCCAUUAAAGCAACUAUCAGAUCUGCAUUGUUUACCAUUAUAUAUUUGGCUAGAGUGUUCGUGGAAGGCACUAAAACCUAUGAAUUUGGAAAGGACUGUUCGGUUUCAUUUGCCAAAGUGAACGAGGAUCGUCACCUUUACGUUGAAUACAAUGGGGAAAACGUUGGUUGGUGGUGCGAUGAUUUCUCAUUUAAUGGAAAAGCAGACGAAAUAAUGGAUGAAUACGAAGUUUGUGUUAAACCGCUAUAUUUCAGCGACCCAGACUGCGCUGUGCAGUUGGAAUACACUACUACAUACGGGGGUGUAACCUUACAGAGUGUAACAUGUUUAAAGAAUUACAACACAGAAUACUGUGGCCCUCAAGAUGAAUUUUUAUAUAUAAAUUUCAAAAAACGCAGUGGGAUAUCUACAUCAAAUGCUGGUUUUAAGUUACUUGUUACCGGCAAAAAAGUGUUCGACUAUGGGGCUUUUGUUGGUGCUAUCGCCGGUGGUGUGAUUGGAGGCCUAAUUUUGAUCUCCAUGGGGAUAGGUCUUGUAUGUUGCUGUGCUUGCAAGAGAAAACCAACACAGGGGCGGGUGUUAAACCCAAAUCAACCAAAUCAGACUCCAAUGAUAAACCAACCAGUAUAUCCACAGGCAGCAUACCAGUACCCUGUUCAACCGACGGGAAACAGUGUCGGUCUAUACCCGACAGCAAACUACGCAACUCAAUAUUCAGCGGGGUAUAAUACACAACCUCCUCUCCAAUCCCAGCAGGCAGGUGGCUGGCAACCGGCAGAACAUCCAGCAUCCGCCCCUCCACCUAACUAUGUUGAAUUGGACAAAUGAUCCAGUUUCCAUGUGAUUAAGCCAUCUUACCUGCAGUUGUUGGCUGUUAUAAAGAAGAUGUGAUUGCAAUACUUGACAACCUAAAUCUUCAGAAUUAUUUACAUGUACUUGCAUUCCUUUGAGCAUUUUAUAUUGUUAGAGCUGCGAUAUCCUAUUUGGGAAUCUAAAAAUAUAAUUACAAGCUAAUGGAUAUCAACACACACCCCGGAUCCAAUGACAUUUUUAGUAAACAGUAUAUGAAAUGACGAAUGUGCAUUGUAAAUAAAUUUCAAAACCGCAAAACAAAUAUUUCGUUAAUCGACAUUAGAAUAUUCAAUUUCAUUUUCAAAACCUUACCCUUCCGAGGAGUAAAAGACGUCGUACGUAAAUAUUAAAUGAUGUUCUUAUUAGGGUGUUGGGCAUAUACCCCAUCUGAUAUCUAUAAAUUUGCAUAGUAUUUCUUUAUAUUUGGAAUGUGUUUGCAGACAGAAAUGGAAUAAACUGUGCAUUGAACAAGUAACAAAAUAAAUGAUAAUCAUUUA